This is a messenger RNA of Rotaria socialis, 360 nucleotides long. Lineage: Eukaryota; Metazoa; Rotifera; Eurotatoria; Philodinida; Philodinidae. The record is from the annotation of a GenBank genome assembly.
AUGUUAAACGUGAACUUGAUUGUAAUAUUUGUUUGUGCACAAAUAUUUCUUAUUAAUUCUUAUACAAUUCAUCAUAUUCAAAGACCCUUUUUGUUUGAAUUCGAAAAUGAAUCAAAUGAUGAAUUAUAUUCUAAAUUGUUACAAACUGAAUUAUUGUUAAAUGAAGCAAAUCCAUCAGCAAUAACUUCAUCUAGUGCCUCUCUUUUCGAUCAGACUGACGGUCAAUCACACAAUUUACAAAAACGAGGUCGACAAUGUUUAUGGAAAGUAUGUAGCUGGGCACUUGAUAAACGUGCGCUACGUUCUUCUGUUUCAUCACCAUCGAAUUCAAUUGAUUUAUUAUCCAAGUUAUUCUAUUAG